AUGGCGGCAAUACCACCAGGUAUAACGAAGGUCGAGGAUAUCGAAGGGCUUCGAGUUCAAGAAGAAUUCGUCGCAUUCAUCGAGGAGUUUAAAACUGAGAAUGGUGAAAGUCGUUACAAGGAGGCCGUCUAUGAAUUGCGUAAUUCUGAACGAAAUACGAUGCGAAUCGAUUAUGCAGAUUUGUUCAGUCACAGCUCUACGCUAGCUUGUGCCAUUGAAUUGCAAUUCUAUCGAUUGUAUCCUUAUUUGUGUCGUGCCGUAAAAUCAGUGGCCAUGGGCGCAUGUGACGAUGAUGCUGAGAAAAUGCGACUAAUGAAGAAAGAAGUACAUGUUAGCUUCAAUAAUCUUGGUCAUAAGUUGAGAGUUCGUGAACUAACCACCGACAGAGUUGGUUCUUUGGUGUGUAUAUCGGGUCAAGUGGUCCGCACACAUCCUGUUCAUCCCGAGCUUUCAAAAGGAGCGUUCGUAUGUGAUGACUGUGAGAUGUUGAUCAAAAAUGUUGAGCAGCAAUUCAGAUAUUCGCCGCCGGCGCAGUGUACUAAUCCGACGUGUGUGAAUCGAACGCGUUGGAAAUUGAAUAUUGAAGAGUCAACUUUCGUCGAUUUUCAGAAAAUGCGAAUUCAAGAAACACAAGCUGAGUUACCUCGUGGUAGUAUACCGAGAAGUGUGGACGUGAUCAUACGUGGUGAACUAGUUGAGAGUGCGCAGCCAGGAGAUCGCUGUGAUAUCACUGGUACACUGAUCGUGAUUCCGGAUGUUGCAAAACUCAGUGCACCUGGUUUGCGAGCGGAAGUACGGAAUCGUAAUCGAGGUCGUGAGAGAGGUGUGGAACCCGAAGGUCUGACUGGCCUCAAGGCGUUGGGUGUACGAGAUUUAAACUAUAGAUUGGCAUUCCUUGCCUCUGGCAUCACAGCAUCCAAUCCAGCUUUUGGAUCGAAAGACUUCGGUCGUGACGAUGUAGACCAUGCGGCUCUUUGGAAUACUUUAACGAAGCAAGAGCAGCACACACUUCGUGCGAUGUCGAAUGAUAAGGCGAUUGCACAGAAUCUCGCAUCAAGUCUUUUUCCGAAUGUUUAUGGCAGUGAUGAGGUGAAGCUGGGUGUUUUGUUGAUGUUGUUUGGUGGUGUUGCGAAGAAAAGCUCAAGCGAGGGUACAACUCUUCGUGGUGACAUUAACGUUUGUCUUGUCGGGGAUCCAAGUACGGCGAAAAGUCAGAUUCUGAAAACUGUCGAGCAGUUCUCAUCGCGUGCAGUGUACACAUCUGGUAAAGCCUCAUCGGCAGCCGGCUUGACGGCCGCAGUGGUGAAAGACGAGGAAUCGUUCGAUUUUGUGAUUGAAGCUGGUGCAUUGAUGCUCGCUGACAAUGGUGUUUGUUGUAUUGACGAAUUCGAUAAGAUGGACCCAAAGGAUCAGGUCGCCAUUCAUGAAGCUAUGGAACAGCAAACUAUCUCUAUUACGAAAGCCGGCAUAAAAGCCACACUGAAUGCCCGAGCAUCCAUAUUGGCGGCUGCAAAUCCAGUAGGUGGUCGAUAUGAUCGAACCAGACCUCUGAAACAAAACAUCCAACUUUCUGCACCAAUCAUGUCACGAUUCGAUUUAUUCUUCGUGCUUGUCGAUGAAUGUAAUGAGAUAAUUGAUUAUGCGAUAGCACGUCGUAUUCUCGAUACGCAUCGUUCAUAUGUGGAACACACACAACCGGAGACGGUCUAUUCGCCCGAAGAUAUCCGAAAAUAUAUCGCAUUUGCACGUUGCUUCAAACCGCAGAUCAGCGAGGGUGCAGCGAAAUUAUUGGUGAGUGAAUAUAAACGAUUGCGAUUGGGUGACAGCAACAAUUCAACAACGUCAUCGUGGCGGAUAACUGUAAGACAGCUUGAGUCGUUGAUUCGUCUCUCAGAAGCAAUCGCACGUGUGCAUUGUGAAAGUGAAGUUACAACCGAGCACGUAACUCAAGCAUCGAAACUGUUGAGUAAGUCGAUUGUUCGUGUUGAGCAACCGGAUAUCGCAUUGCAAGAUGAGGACGAUGCAAUCUUUGGGGAUGUCGAGAUGGAAGCUGCUGACGGGUUGGGACAACCUGAACAAGAGGAAACUGGUGGUGUGUUGAAAGAGCGAAAUCAACCGGCGACACAAGAACAAGCUGGAGAGUCACCGAAGCCGAAAAUAGACACUAGUAAAUUGAAAAUCAAAUUCGAAGAAUACAAAAAUAUUUCGGAAAUGUUGGUCUGUCACAUCAGACGUUUGGAAGAUGACAAAGCAGAAAGCGCCGACUAUGAGGGUGUUAGACACUCAGAACUCGUUCAGUGGUAUUUGGAGAUGUUGGAGGAGAGUGUGGAAACAGAAGAAGAACUGCUGAUGCAACAGGCGAUAAUUGAACGUGUCAUCAAACGGCUUAUCAGUGAAGAUGGCAUUCUGAUACAGCUGAAUGCAGAUACUGAUAAGGAUCCAGUGCUUGUUGUGCAUCCGAAUUACGUUACUGCUGAUGACUGA
Anisakis simplex (herring worm) is the source of this 2484-nucleotide messenger RNA. The record is from the annotation of a GenBank genome assembly. NCBI's taxonomy places the organism in Eukaryota, Metazoa, Nematoda, Chromadorea, Rhabditida, Anisakidae.